CGUCUGCUCGGCUCCGAGGCGCGGCGAGAAGUGCCGCCGCCGCCGUGGCCCGAGGCUAUCCUGGGGUCUCCUGCUAGUGGAAUUCAGAACACAAUUGGUUCUGUAGGUACAGACCAACAGAACGCCACUUCUUUAAGUAACCCAAACCCCAUAGACCCCAGCUCCAUGCAGCGGGCCUCCACUGCCCUCGGACUCCCCUACCUGAACCAGACGCAGCCGCAGCCUCAGGUUCCCGGCCAGCAACCAGCACAGCCUCAAACUCACCAGCAGAUGAGGACUCUCAACCCCUCGGGAAAUAACCCAAUGAACAUUCCAGCAGGAGGAAUAAUAACCGAUCAGCAGCCACCAAACUUGAUUUCACAAUCAGCUCUUCCAACUUCCCUCGGGGCUACAAACCCGCUGACGAGUGACGGCUCCAGCUCCGGAAACAUCGGCGCCCUCAGCACUAUACCCACAGCGGCACCUCCUUCCAGCACUGGCGUCCGCAAGGGCUGGCACGAACACGUCACUCAGGACCUGCGGAGCCACCUCGUGCACAAACUCGUGCAAGCCAUCUUCCCCACGCCUGACCCCGCAGCCCUGAAGGAUCGCCGCAUGGAGAACCUGGUAGCCUACGCCAAGAAGGUGGAGGGGGACAUGUACGAGUCUGCCAACAGCAGGGAUGAGUACUAUCACUUACUCGCAGAGAAAAUCUACAAGAUACAAAAAGAACUAGAAGAAAAGCGGAGGUCGCGUCUACACAAGCAGGGCAUCUUGGGCAGCCAGCCGGCCCUACCAGCGCCUGGUGCCCAGCCCCCUGGGGUGCCACAGCCACAGCCCGUGAGACCUCCAAAUGGACCCAUGCCCCUGCCGGUGAACCGCAUGCAGGUGUCUCAAGGGAUGAAUUCAUUUAACCCGAUGUCCUUGGGGAGCGUGCAGCUGCCACAGGCUCCUAUGGGACCGCGCGCGGCGUCCCCCAUGAACCACUCUGUCCAGAUGAACAGCAUGGGCUCCGUUCCAGGGAUGGCCAUCUCUCCGCCCCGCAUGCCCCAGCCUCCCAACAUGAUGGGCGCGCACACGGGCAGCAUGCUGGCCCCGGCACCCGCGCAGAGCCAGUUCCUGCCGCAGGGCCAGUUCCCCUCCCCCGGCGGGGCCAUGAGCGUGAACAGCGUGGGCCUGGGGCAGCCGACGACCCAGACCAGCGUGGCGCAGGGGCAGGUGCCUGGUGCUGCUCUUCCCAACCCUCUGAACAUGCUGGGGCCCCCGGCCAGCCAGCUGCCUUGCCCUCCCGUGACACAGUCGCCGCUGCACCCGACGCCGCCUCCUGCCUCCACGGCCGCCGGCAUGCCGUCUCUGCAGCACCCCGCCGCGCCGGGGAUGACGCCCCCCCAGCCCGCCGCUCCCACCCAGCCGUCGACUCCCGUGUCGUCUUCCGGGCAGACUCCCACCCCGACUCCCGGCUCAGUGCCCAGUGCCAGCCAAACCCAGAGCACCCCGACAGUCCAGGCAGCAGCUCAGGCCCAGGUGACCCCGCAGCCUCAGACCCCAGUGCCGCCCCCCUCCGUCGCCACCCCUCAGUCAUCCCAGCAGCAGCCGACGCCUGUGCACGCCCAGCCUCCUGGCACGCCGCUUUCCCAGGCAGCAGCCAGCAUUGAUAACAGGGUCCCCACACCAUCUUCCGUGGCCAGCGCCGAAACCAACUCCCAGCAGCCGGGACCCGACGCGCCAAUGCCGGAGAUGAAGGCCGAGGUCAAGACCGAGGAUGCCGAACCCGACGCCAGCGAGCCCAAGGGGGAGCCCGGGUCCACGAUGAUGGAAGAGGACUUGCAAGGAUCUGCUCCAGCCAAAGAAGAAACGGACCCCGCAGAGCCGAAGCCAGAAGCGAUGCAGGUGGACGAGAAGAAGCCGGAGGUCAAGGCGGAAGCCAAGGAGGAGGAGGAGAGCAGCUCCGGCGGCGCGGCCUCCCAGUCCACGUCUCCCUCCCAGCCCCGGAAGAAAAGUAAGUUGUCUCCCCUUGGACGUGCCGCGUCGCGCUGCUUCUCUGUCAGGUGCUGACGCCGCCCCGAAGCAGACGGUCCCUCCCCCCUUCAUCUGCCUCUCCCGCCGUUCCCCGAGUGGUGCCUCGUCAGAAAUGACGGCAGCGAGCUAGACCCCAGCCUGAGAACCUGUGGAGUCUGUGGUGGGAAGGAGAAGCCAGAUCCGGCCCGGGACGGGGGCGUCCUCCGAAGCGCCUCCGACCGCGGGGCGGGGGGCAGGAGCACCUGCUGCCUCCGGAGCAGGCGACGAGCUGGGCGGGGUGCUCGGGCGCUGUCCCCGGCCUGCACCCGUUCCUCUGAUCGGAGCAGGACGCUGAGUGCCAGGGUGGGGGCGAGCCCCAGUGACCCGGUGCGCAGGACGGGGGUGAGUGUUGAGGUAUGCGGGGUGAGCUUCAUUGACCCUCCCGAGGUUUCCACGGGUGUCGUUUAUCUGUUGGGAUUUUCUGUUAGAAAUUCUUAAAAUAAUUCAUUGAAAAGUAACAAAUCCUUUACAUGGAGCCCAUCAAAAACACAUUUUUAUGAAAAUGACCUUGUCCAGAGCAAAGGUAAUUCGUAAAGGUAGGGACUAAUUUUGCAAAUGGGUGAGUGGAUGCGCACACCGGGCGUCUCCUGUCCGCCUCAGCCUCCGCGCGCCACGGGAGGGCAGGACGCGGCCUCCCGCGGACAGUAGCUGCUACAGGGAAGAGCCUUUUCAGACGAUGGGUGUUCUCUUCCCGGACACCGCACCAAAACUCAGCAAGUGCAAGUGUCUUCCCGUCCAGCUGCGGUGCGAAAUUAGAAUCCGUGUGUCUGUCUGGCACUGAGCGACCUGGUGGUAUUUCUAUGUAGCACCGUCCUUUGGUCACCUGGGAGUCUGGCUCGCUGAAUUGCACGGCUCUUCCAAAGGCUGGCAGACUUCACUGUACGAGGUUUUACACUCACACUGACUAACAGCGCCAUCAUGUCCCUUCCAGACAGUCUUAGAAAUUUUGAGAAGCUGUCACGCUCGUGUGGUAGCUAGAGGUUUCCUGAAAUUUUGAUUUUUGUGAAAGUGCGUAUUUGAUCUUUGCCGCAAUCAACUCUCCUUGAAGUGACUGGCGCACUUUGUUGAUUUUUGAGGAAAUGUCUGCCCCCUGUUCUGAUCAGUCGCGCCUUAGCUCGUCCAUCAGUCCUUUCUGGUUUAUAUGUUCUGGAACAGAAACGAAACAACAUGCCCCUUAGCUCAGCACUCCGCCCCGACUAUGUCAUAAAGCUGCUCUGUGCCACCGCCUGCGUGUCCACCAGCCGGCGGGAGCCAGGGCCGAGGCCUGAAGACAACGGUGGUCGUCACCACUCCUCAAGGGUGUUCGUGGGUGCAGCUGGCAGGCUCCUGGCUUGGCACAGGCUGUGGGGGCAAGGCGGUGGCGGCCUCCCUCACCCUGUACUCCAUGUUCCCGCGGUUGCCAGGCCCCACCUGUCACACGUCAGCGUGGGGCACGAGACGGGAACUACUAGGUGUUGCCCUGAAAAGCAGCUCCGUUAGGACAUAGAUGUGAUUUCCAGGGUGGUGCUAGAACUUCUGCAGUGAUGGAAGGUGUAUCUCCGUUACAGUAGCCCCCGGUGCCAUGUGGCUCUUGAGCACUUGAAAUGUGACAAGCGUGAUGAGAAAUGGAGUUUUGUGUUUUGUGAAGGUUAAUUCACUUCGAUGUAAGCACCGCGUGUGAGGGGCGGCCGCCACGUUAGGCAGCACGGGGCCCGCAGGUGUCCGUGGGCCUGGCCUGAGGUAUUGCCGGCCGAGCACCAGCCUGAGCGUGUGGGUGUUUGGGCCACGGGAGCCAGCGACUUGCUCGGCGCACCCCCUGGCCAGCAGCAGAAAGCUCGACCCCACACAGCUUCCCACUUUGACUCCGUUCAUUUGAGUCUCAUUACAUCUCUGUGGUGCUUCACACAGGGUUGAAAAGGCCUUUUUCUUGGCUUCAUGAGUGGGGCCCAGAGCAGGGUCUGUGUCUGGCUGUGCCCCCACCCGGCCCCGCUUGUUUUCAGAGACUAACAUUUUAAUUUCAUGUCAUUUUUCCCGUGUCAUGAAAUGUUAUUUUCUUUUUUUCCCCUAAAUAUUAGAGAAUGUAAAAGCCAUUCUUAGUUCAUAGGCUGUACGAAAACAGGCCAGAGUUAGCCCGUGGGCCGUGGUUUGCCAGCCCCUGAUCUCGCGACAUGAACAAGCCAUCAAGUAACUUGAGGUAUUGUAAAGAGUUAUUCCAAGACAACCAAAUGCUCCUGGGCCUCUGCGCACCGUGGGCGAAAAGGGGUUAGCAUGUGUUUCACGAGGUUCCCGCAGGGGACUGUCUGUUGGGGGUGUGCUCCCCACAACCUGCCGCCCCAGGUCCACGGCAGCCAGGUGGGGGGUUCCUGGAGAGGAGGUUCAGGAGAGCAGGGCGGGCCUGCUGCUGGCGGCAGCGAGCGUGUGGGAAGAGCACCGGCGCCGCCGUCCCGUCUCUCCCUGCGCAGCGCGUGGCUCCCGCGGCAGCCUGGCGUGUGUGUGCUGCUUCGGUCUGGUUUUUCAAUCGUGGUUUACCAUGUAAGUGUGGUAGGAGCUUCUCAAAAUAGAAAGACUGCCAAGAAGAAAUCUCACGUCCCUUACAACCUGAGUCGUCAAAACUUCACGGCCACGUUUGCCCCUGGUCAGUCUCUGUGGGGGGCAGGGUGGGGGGCGGUGCCGCGACACACUCGCCGCCCACAGCCCACCUCGCUUUCGGGGUGUCCGUGCACGUCCCCGGUCAUCAGGGCUCUUGGGGUCUGAGAGACUGUGAUCGGCAGCCGGAUCGGUGACGACAGAAAGCGCGGUAGGAAGUGGGGUGGCUCGGGGCUGAAGACCUUCCCGCGCACAACGUGGGAGGGAACGACCCAGAACUUGCGGGAAAACUGAUUAUUUCUGUGGCUCUGUUGUGUGUGUGUAGUUUCGAGGUUGUGCUAGAGAGCCGUGUGCCCCUGGUGGCCUGAGCGACCUCCGCCCAGGAGAGCCCUGUCAUCAGCGGGGCUGGGGAAGCCCCUUCCGGGACAGGGUCCAGGACCACAGACGCCAGAGUCUUCUGCGCCUGGCCCGACAACGGUGAGCGCUGGAAGCCCGUUUCCCAUGGCUUCCUAGAUGAGAAAUGACCGCAAACUCGCAUCUCCUGGGUCAUUUGGAGUUCAGUCCGUCUGUCCAUCCACAGGACCUCCUCCAAGCGCUCUCCUGCUGGCCAAAGCACUCCAAAAGCUUGACCUGAUGGGCACUUGCCACGUGGCAGAAGUCUGUGCCCUACAGUUGAUCCCCGAGACUCCCUUGCUUUCUGAUGUUCCCCAACUUUGGCCACAUGAUAAAACAGCAGAUGGAAGCAUGGAUGUUUAAAAUGAUCUUGGAGACGCUGGCGACCACCCAAAGCCUUUCUUUCCAGCGCAGACCAGGAUGCGUAAUAACGCAACAGUCGAUACCACUAUGACAUAAGCAACUUGAACGCUUAUCAGUCACUUAACUACACUAACGUGUAAAAAAAAUCUCGGUAAUCACACACUCCACACGCUUCACUUUCCUGAUAAAGAUACUCAGACCUCAGCUCAUGAGUGCUCGUUAGACACAACCACACACGCCGAGCACGCCCUUAUUAUGAGUGAAAGCAAUUCCCAAGGCAGGUCCUGGGUGAUACGCACGGAGCUGAAAGAAAUCCUGCACACCCGUGAGAGCAUCAUUCUCUAAACGUGAACACAUCCCAACGUUAAACAUGGGCGCCUCGUACUCCGAAAACCCACGAGCCAAAUGUCCUCAGAGAACUGUACCACGAGAAGAAAAGCCAAUGGCGGGACGCUCUAGGGACGAUUUAGGUUCUCUCAGCCCCGCCGUGAGGAAGAGCAGGCCCGGCGCCCUCUGCUGCGCCCGGGGAGCAGCGGCUGCGCGGAAUGGAAGGCACAGGGGACCG
Talpa occidentalis (Iberian mole) is the source of this 5923-nucleotide messenger RNA. RefSeq names its product CREB-binding protein-like. Gene Ontology annotation, biological process: positive regulation of transcription by RNA polymerase II. The record is from RefSeq and is a predicted model, not a curated record. Lineage: Eukaryota; Metazoa; Chordata; Mammalia; Eulipotyphla; Talpidae. The transcript has 12 exons. The coding region runs from base 166 to 2034 and encodes 622 amino acids. Gene Ontology annotation, cellular component: histone acetyltransferase complex; transcription regulator complex. Gene Ontology annotation, molecular function: transcription coactivator activity; chromatin DNA binding; histone acetyltransferase activity.